Molecule: messenger RNA, 3210 nt
Organism: Coturnix japonica (Japanese quail)
Lineage: Eukaryota; Metazoa; Chordata; Aves; Galliformes; Phasianidae
Product: LON peptidase N-terminal domain and RING finger protein 1-like
Molecular function (GO): metal ion binding; ubiquitin protein ligase activity; protein binding
Source: RefSeq, a predicted model, not a curated record
GCUGCAGCCAAUGGCGAUCCCGGCGGCCCUAGAUUCGGCGUGGGGGGGGGUCGUACCGCCGAGCUCCGGCACCGCAGAGAUCCGCCGGGCACCCCGGGGCAGAACGAGCUGAGCCCCGGCUAUGCGGCCCCGAGGAUAUCUCUGUGCUCGGAGGCUGUAGCCAUGAGCAUCGACUCCUCCAUCUCAUCCUCCCCACCCCGGGAAGGCAGCUCCAUCCCGCAGCCCCCCGGGAGCGCUGAGCUGCUGCGCUGCCCGUCCUGCCGCCUCCUCCUUUGGGAGCCGGUGACCGUAUCGUGCGGGCAUUCCUUCUGCAAGCUGUGCCUCGGCGGGGCCGUGCCCUCCCGCUGCCCCGUGUGCCACCGCCGGCUGAAGCUGUUGGGCGUCGAGGCGGCGAGAUGCAACGUGGUGCUCUGUAACCUGCUGGAGAAGUGCGAGGAGAGGGAGAGCCGCUCGGCCAGGCUGGCAGCAUGUGUCCGGAGUCAUCUUGCCCGUGGGGACCUGCAGGAUGCUCUGAGGAUGGCCCAGAAGGGCAUCGAGAUGGCCCCGGAGGACACAUCCCUGCGUCUGUGCCGGGCAGAGGCCUUGGCAGCCCUGAAGCGGUAUCCAGAGGCACUGCAGGACCUGGAGGCUGUGUGCAGGGCUGAGCCCAUGGAGUGUAAAGGCUUCUACAGGAAAGGGAAGGUGCUCCUGGAGAUGGGACAGAGAGCUGAAGCCCUGCUGGCAUGGGAGCACUGCCUGAUGCUCAAUCCCCAUUUCCAGCCUGCACGGAGAGAGAUGGAGAAGGUCCUCACAUGGGAGGAUGUUUCUCAGCCAUGUGUUGCCCACCGGGGUUCAACAGGUCCCCAGGAAGAGCAGGAUGAAGGGGGCCCUGCAUCUUCUUCCACACAAGCUCAGGAACAGGAGGAGGAGCUGGAGGCUGGUGGUGGAGACGAGGUGUCUGAACACAGCCAGGGGACACCUGUGGGGCAAUGGAGAAUGCCAGUGGCUGUGGCACAAAGUGAGGACAGGCAUGAAGCUAAUGAAGAGGAAGCAGGAGCAAUGAGUAAACUGCUGCCCCUUGAGGACCUGCUGAGUGUUUCUGACUUGGAGUGCUCUCUCUGCAUUCGGAUGUUCUUUGAGCCGGUGACGACACCAUGUGGACACACCUUCUGCAAGGAGUGCCUGGAGCGCUGCCUGGACCACCGGCCCAACUGCCCACUCUGCAAGCAGAGCCUGCGAGAGUACCUGAAGGCAGGGAGCUACAGCCCCACGCUGCUGCUGCAGGACAUCAUGCUGGCUGCCUUCCCUGCACAGCUGGCUGAGCGCCGCGAGCUGCACCAGGCUGAGAUGGCUGAGCUCUCCAACCUGACCACAAACAUCCCCAUCUUUGUGUGCACGAUGUCCUUCCCUGGUGUCGCCUGCCCUCUGCACAUCUUUGAGCCUCGCUACCGCCUGAUGAUCCGGCGGUGCCAGGAGACCGGCACCAGGAGGUUUGGCAUGUGCAUAUAUGAGAAUGGGAAAAGCUUUGCAGACUAUGGCUGUAUGCUGGAGAUCCGGCAGCUGGAGCUGCUGGCAGAUGGCAGGUCGCUGGUGGACACCAUCGGUGGGCGCCGGUUCCGGGUGCUGAGACGUGGGCACAGAGAUGGCUACAACACAGCUGACAUUGAGUACCUGGAGGACAAGAAGGUGGCUGGGGAGGAGCUGCAGGAGCUGCAGAGCCUGCAUGAAAGCACCUACCAGCUGGCCCAGAGGUUUUGGGAGCAUGGGGAUGUUGCCUCCAGGCACCUUUUGCUGCAGCACGGACCACUGCCAGAGAAGGAAGAGGACAUCCAGGCUUCUGCUGAUGGCCCAACCUGGUGCUGGUGGCUGAUCUCCAUCCUUCCCCUUGAUCCAUCUUUCCAGCUCAGGCUCUUCUCCAGCACAUCACUGCACGCCCGCCUAGCCCAGCUGCAGCGCAUCCUCCUGGCCCUGCUGCAGCCCUCACCUGAGCACAACCCCCAGGACCUUGUCUGAUCCUCCAAACUCUUUGAAUGGGAGAAUGCAGCCCCUUGGGUUUCCUCAUGCAUUUCUUUGUGGUUUGAGUCCUACUAAAAGCAACAUUAACGAGGUCAGUGCUGCUGUCAGCAGUGACUCAAUGCCGUCCAUACUGGCCCUGGGCGGUGGAUGAUGAUGUGGACUUGCCAUACCACAGGAGAGGACCAUGCCAGAAGGGUGGGUUGUGCCUUUAGAAGUCAAAAUCUCUUGCUGAAUUGCGUUGGCUCUAAGAAGGGCUGUCUUUAGGGCAGAGGACUGAGUGCUGGGGCUCUUCCUCUCUGAAAGACAAGGUAGGGCUUUGGGUAGUGCUCCCACUCCAUGGGGCAGGAGAUAGAAAGUCAUGGGAGAUGUGGCACCAACCAGGAUGCCCUGUUGGCUUUCUCCAGCCUCAAGAGCUGAAAGCUCAGCCUCUGCAUGAGUGUUUAGCCUUAUUUCCAAUGAGAACAAGAAGAAAAGUUUAAUUAAGUGAUCAGUGGGCUCUGAGAUACUGAUGGGAGAAUGAAGCCCAACAGUGAUUUCUGUGACUUUCUGUCUCUCAAGCAGUGUGAUUUCACCAUGUUUAGUGUUUCUUUGUGAACUUUCAGCCUCCUUAGAAUGAAGGAGCUGAGGCUGGAUCCUUGAAUGUAGGAUGUGAGGCAGUGCACACUGAAGUCAAAGGGAAAACAGUGGCCGAUGCUGUGAACCCUAUGCAGGGGAGCAAGUGCCUGUCUGCAAGUGCCUGACUGCUGCUCGUCUCUAAAUAAAGGGAAAAAACUUCAUAAUUUCAGUGGCUUUAGGUGAAAUUUGGAGUUAAUUUCCGCCUAAUGAGUCAAGGGAUUAACAUUUCUUUGAACACCUUAUUUCUGCUUUUCCCAUAUGCACCACCUGGGGGCUGGUACAUGGCAGGGUAAGGAGGUGGGUUGGGGCUGCACAUCACUCCCAGCAUCCUUCUGCCCCUUGGGUGAUGGUCCCAUGGCUCAGUGUUCAGGGACUGGAAUGGCACUGGCUUUUGACAAGUGCCUUUUUCUACAGGGUGGCUUAAGUCACCCUAUGACCACCAUGGCUCACUCUGCGGGUCUGGUCUAUGUCUGUGAUGGGCACUGGAGCCACAUCUGCAUGGUGUGCUGCAGGGAGGGACUCGUGGAAACUGCUCCAGUUUGCUUAGAGUGCCUUUGGGAUUGUGUUAGUGUCUUUUUAAUUAUUUCCUUCUUCAUCAUC